AUGUCCAAAGUUAUCACCGUAGUCGGCGCAACAGGGACCCAAGGUGGCUCCGUGGUAACCGCCCUCCACGACCUUGUUGACCGAACGUACAUCGUCCGCGCAAUAACCCGCAAUCCCUCCAGCGCCGCAGCCCAAACCCUUCUCGACAAAAAUAUUGAAGUCAUAGAAGCAGACCUGCACGAUCUUUCAUCACUGAUAUCCGCUUUCAAAGGAAGCUACGCGGUCUUUGCCGUCACGAAUUUCUUCGAAAACCUCCCCACUCAUGGCAUCGAGGGCGCGAUGGAGCUGGAAACGAACGCCGGGAUUAAUCUUGCAAAGGCUGCUGCUGCAACUGAGACACUGAAGCAUUAUGUAUGGUCAACGCUGCCAGAUUCGAAGACGAACUCGGAGGGACGGAUCGCCGUGCCGUACUAUGAAAGUAAGAACGCCGUCGACCGGUAUAUACGCUCUGUUCCGGAGCUGUUGCAGAAGACGACGUUCGUCUGGCUUGGGUGGGUUUGCGCCUUUGGUGGGAUUGGGGUAAGGAACUACGUGACUUUUCUGGGCGUGGACCCGGCAACGAAAGUUCCUCUUCUGGGCGACGAGAAGGUGAAUUCUGGGUUAUUUGUCAAGGCAAUUCUUGACCAGCCGGAGAAGACGCUGUCAGGAAAGACUGUUUCUGCUGUGCUCGAGCAGCGGUCUAUUGGUGACGUAGUGGAGGCGUUUGGAAAGGCAAAGGGAGUGCAGGCGAGGUGUGUGAAGAUUGAUAGGGAAGUGUAUAGGGUGCUGUGGCCGGUAUGGGGGGAUGUCCUCGAUAUUUCACAUGCUUAUCUUGAGGAUGCUGGCGGGAAGGCGUUUAGUGCUAAGGAUGAAGAAGUGCUGACAAAGGAGGAUUUGGGAGUGGAUGGGCUGGCGGGGAUUGAGGAGGCGUUUGAGAAGGUGCCCUUGCUUGGCUAA
Molecule: messenger RNA, 936 nt
Organism: Aspergillus nidulans FGSC A4
Lineage: Eukaryota; Fungi; Ascomycota; Eurotiomycetes; Eurotiales; Aspergillaceae
Exons: 2
Coding region: 1-936 (311 amino acids)
Source: RefSeq, a predicted model, not a curated record